Molecule: messenger RNA, 2406 nt
Organism: Callorhinus ursinus (northern fur seal)
Lineage: Eukaryota; Metazoa; Chordata; Mammalia; Carnivora; Otariidae
Gene: ENTHD1
Product: ENTH domain containing 1
Biological process (GO): endocytosis
Cellular component (GO): clathrin vesicle coat; plasma membrane; endosome
Molecular function (GO): clathrin binding; phospholipid binding
Source: RefSeq, a predicted model, not a curated record
CAUUUCACCUUCAAACUUGUCUUACCUAUGGCAUUCAGGAGGCAAGUGAAAAACUUCAUGAAAAAUUACUCAGAUGCUGAAAUAAAAGUCAGAGAAGCAACUUCUAAUGACCCUUGGGGUCCUUCUAGUUCUCUGAUGUUAGAUAUCAGUGACCUGACCUUCAACACAAUUUCUCUGUCAGAGAUUAUGAAUAUGCUAUGGCAGAGACUCAAUGAUCACGGGAAGAACUGGCGCCAUGUGUAUAAAUCCCUUACGCUAAUGGAUUAUCUCAUCAAGAAUGGAUCAAGGAAAGUUAUUCAGCAUUGCAGAGAGGGGUUCUGUAACCUUCAAACACUAAAAGAUUUUCAACACAUAGAUGAAGCUGGAAAAGACCAAGGUUAUUAUAUCCGGGAAAAGUCUAAGCAAGUCAUAACAUUGCUGAUGGAUGAACAGUUGCUGCGUAGAGAGAGGGAAGUAGCAUGUCGGACAAGACAGCGCACCUCCUACUCUAUGACAUUUCCUAAAAGAUUACCUGGUACAGCUAACUCACCAACAGCAUGUGCUUCUGCCCACACACCAGAAACUCCUGCUUCAGAGAAGAAACGUAAACUUCUUAAGGUUGCAAGCCUACAUAAUAAAAAAAAUGCUUCCAAGGCAGGAUUGAAACAAGAGCAGUGCCAAGACACUCAGCUGCGUAGUGGGACUGUGUUGUCCCAGGAAACACUACCAGUCAAGAUUAAUACUUGGAAAUCCACAGAGGACCUGAUGUUAUUUUGUGAGGAUGAUCCAAAGCCACUUUUGCCGACAAUUCCUCCUUCCAUUAUCUCAUCAACUAAAUGGUUAUCAGAAGGGCUAGCAGACGUUUGUAACCUCUGGGAUGCAGAUGCUGUGCCUGCUCCCUCAGAAAAGAGCCCAUCUCUGCAGACAAAUGUGAGUUUGGACAAGACAUCAGACCACACCAUUACAAAUACUGUAACCGAACGCUCUUUGCAAAUGCCUCUAGAAAUGCAGUCAGCUGCAAGAAGUUUUGAAACGUUGACAGCUUUACCGCCAUUUUGGUCACCGGAUAAAGAAGAGUUUAUCAGCCCUAAUUUAAGGAUGUCAAAGUCUGAUUCUACUUUCUAUAAUCAGGUCUCUGUAGAGACACUCUAUGUCUCUCCCUCAUUUAAAACAUUUAACCCAGUGAAGGAGAUUGUAAGCAACAAGGACUUUCAGAAGCCAACACAAUCCAGCAUUGCUCAGAUGGAUGAGGAAAACCUCAAGCCUGUGACCACAUGGGUUUCAACCACCUCUGAAGGAACAUCCUCCUUUCCCACUUUAUCUGUGUCACCUCCUGAUUCAGCCUCUCCAGAGAAGUCUGUUCAUCUCUCCUACCCGAUUUUGGCGGGACCUUCCUUCUGGACUCUGUCCCAUCAACAGUCUUCUGCCUCCUUUAAGGAUGAAGAUAAGACAGCCAGGGCUCAUCACCCCUUAGCUCUUAGGGGCCUCGUGUCUUCUGAUGAGGAGGAAAAUGACAACCUCAAUCUCCUGGAACGUCUUCCAGAGAACUCUGAGUCUGCCAGGAAGCAGACAAGUCCUGCUUCUGGCAGUAAUUGGGCAGAGUUUUCCACCGCAAACGUAGACCACUGCACCUCUAUGUCCUGUCUGAGUUUUCAGACAACUGAAGGUCUGCCGAAAGAGCCUGAAGGAAACAAUUCCAUUAAGGUUCUCCUCGGGGAGGUGAAAAAUGCCAUAGUCAAACUACACGAAGACCUGAGCAUGGUGAUACGGGAACUUCAUGUCAUCAAUAGCCAUCUGGUGAGCAUGAGUGGGAAUAGUCCGCAACUAAGCAAAUCUUCACCACUUCCCCAGUCUUCUGAGGGGACCUCAGAUCACAUCUAAUAAGCUCCAGAGCCAUUUUUGGUAGAACUCCUGUGGUUCCACUUCCCAAAGACUAAGUUAACCUCCUAUAGAUUCUCAUUAUUAUGGGAAAAAUAGGGUGGUGGUUUGAUUUUUCCUUGUCAGGCUUAUUAACAAAUCUCUUUCAAACCAAUAAUCUCAUUUGGUUUAUUUUUUAAAGAGAAAAGGUAUCACCUUUGAUAAUAUUAUCAGACUUAGAUAUGAACUAAUGUUCCUUUGAAACUGAGGAAAAUUUCAUUCUUCCACGCUUUGGACUUUACCUCAAAAUAUGUUAAACAUUAGUGGAAGUUGUGAGAAGACAAACUGCAAAUGGCUAUUCUAGAGCAUUUGGAUAAGCAGGCAGUAGGAAGCCCUUCAUAGCCUGGCUAGGUGUUUCCUAUGGUCUCAUGCCAAGUUUCAGAUUCCCCAAACCAAGGGCCAGCAUCUUUCCCUUCUUGUGGCUGCCACCGUUGGUUAGGGGUUAAGUUGAGACAAGUAGGACACGGAACAGCAGUUUUUACUGUUAAUGUAUAUUGCAAAGUGAAUUCA